AUGAUUCGCUACCAGAUUUGGUUAAUUUUGUCGGUACUAAUAUCAUUUAGUUACUCAUCAUAUGCUCCAACAAAAGUAGAUUGUCCAAGUAAUUCAUCAUCAUUUUUAAGAGUUGCAAAUAAAAUAUCUGACAAGGAGAAAGAAUGGCUAGAAGGAAGAGAUGAUAUAACAAAUCAAAAAAUUGUGGAGUUUUUGAAAAAUGCAAAUAUGACAGAUAUAAAUCUUGAUGAUUAUUCGGAUAAAAAUAUUCAUAUUGGAUUAGCAUUUUCAGGAGGUGGUUAUAGAGCCAUGUUGAAUGGUGCUGGUCAAUUAAGUGCAUUAGAUGAAAGAACAAGAGUUGAGAAAGGACAUGGUUUACCUGGAUUAUUACAAGCUUCGACUUAUAUUGCUGGUUUAUCAGGUGGAUCUUGGUUAGUUGGAUCAGUUCUUAUGAAUAAUUUUACAUCAAUUCAAGAUAUUGUGGAUAAAAAUGAAAUUUGGGAUUUAACUCAUUCAAUAAUAAAUUACGGAGGGAUAAAUGUUAUAAAAACUUAUAAUUAUUAUAAAGGUAUUUCUGAUGAUUUGGAUGAUAAAAAAGAUGCAGGAUUUGAAUUAUCUUUGACAGAUACUUGGGGUAGAGGAUUGUCUCAUCAAUUUUUCAAUACCUUUGAUAAUGCUGGGGCUUCUUUAACUUUUAGUUCACUUCAAGAUACUGAUUAUUUUAAAAAUUAUGAAUGUCCAAUGCCAUUGAUUGUAAGUAAUGGUAGAGCACCAAAUACUAAAAUUAUCAGUUUAAAUUCAACUAAUAUAGAAUUUAAUCCUUUCGAAAUAGGAUCAUAUGACAAAAGUAUUUAUCAAUUUAUGGAUUUAAAAUAUUUAGGAUCCCAAUUAGAUGACGGGAAAAGUAAUGGUACCUGUUACAACGGUUUUGACAAUGCAGGAUUUGUAGUUGGCCUGUCACUGACAUUAUUUAAUCAAUUCAUCUUACAGAUCAAUACCACUUCCUUGUCAUCUACAGUCAAAUCAAUCAUAUCAUCAAUUUUACAAGAUGUUUCAAACGAGGAAAAUGAUGUUGCAAUUUAUAAACCAAAUCCAUUUUAUGAAACUGAUGUGGGAACUUCUGAACAUAUUGCAGCCAAUGAAACUUUAACUUUAGUAGAUGGAGGAGAAGAUGGUCAAAAUGUUCCUCUUUAUCCUUUAUUACAACCAGCCAGAAGUGUUGAUGUGAUAUUUGCAUAUGAUAAUUCUGCAGAUACAGAGUAUAGUUGGCCAAAUGGUACUUCAUUAAUUAAAUCUUAUCAAAGACAAUUUGGAGAUUAUGGUAAUGGUACUUUUUUCCCAUAUGUUCCAGAUGUUAAUACAUUUAUAAAUUUAAAUCUUACAGCAAGACCAACUUUCUUUGGAUGUGAUGCUAAAAAUUUAACCUCAUUAUUACAAAUUGCUCAAUCAAAUUAUACAAAUGUUACUAUAGAUUCAAAUUCAAUUUAUGAUUCACCAUUAUUAGUAUAUACAGCUAAUAGACCAUUUUCAUAUUGGUCAAAUACCUCAACUUUCAAAAUGAAAUAUGAUAAUAAUGAAAGAAAUUCAAUAAUUCAAAAUGGUUUUGAAGUUGCUUCAAGAAAUAAUGGAACUUUAGAUUCAGAAUGGGCUGCAUGUGUUGGAUGUGCAAUUAUUCGUAGAACACAAGAAAGAUCAGGUGAAGAACAAAGUGAUCAAUGUAAAAAAUGUUUUGAAAGAUAUUGUUGGGAUGGUUCAUUAGAUUCUGAAGGUACUAAAUAUAAUUUUACUGAUACUGGUACUACAAAUGGUCAAGAAGAAACUUUAGGAGGAAAGAAAAAUAGUGCUGUUACUUCAUUUGCUAUUAAUUGGAGUUUAUGGAUUGGUUUAUUAAGCAUAGUAUGUUUUAUUAAUAUUCAGUAA
Molecule: messenger RNA, 1899 nt
Organism: Lodderomyces pseudojiufengensis
Lineage: Eukaryota; Fungi; Ascomycota; Pichiomycetes; Serinales; Debaryomycetaceae
Gene: PLB3
Product: lysophospholipase
Exons: 1
Coding region: 1-1899 (632 amino acids)
Biological process (GO): glycerophospholipid catabolic process
Cellular component (GO): extracellular region; plasma membrane; intracellular membrane-bounded organelle
Molecular function (GO): A2-type glycerophospholipase activity
Source: RefSeq, a predicted model, not a curated record